This is a messenger RNA of Exophiala xenobiotica, 2852 nucleotides long. RefSeq lists its product as uncharacterized. Gene Ontology annotation, cellular component: membrane. The transcript is spliced from 3 exons. The record is from RefSeq and is a predicted model, not a curated record. Gene Ontology annotation, molecular function: manganese ion transmembrane transporter activity; cadmium ion transmembrane transporter activity. Gene Ontology annotation, biological process: intracellular manganese ion homeostasis; iron ion transport. Bases 144 to 1841 code for a protein of 565 amino acids. Lineage: Eukaryota; Fungi; Ascomycota; Eurotiomycetes; Chaetothyriales; Herpotrichiellaceae.
AUGAGUUCGGGAGAAUCCGCGUCUGACCUUGGUUUCGAAUGAAUCUGGGCACUCCGAGACUCAUAUAACUCUACCUAUUCUGUACUGUCUAUUGACCUAUACUCUCAAUUGACCCUACUACUUUUCUAUCAACCUUAUUCACCAUGAAUUACCCUUCCAGGUCAGACGAUACAUCGGCUCAUCCUGAUUGGAAUCAGAGCCCACAUCAUUUGAGCUCGGAUCUUACCACCAAGGCUGACCUCAAUGGCAUUGUCAAUCUGAGAGAACAACCAUCAGAUCUAUCAAGUCUCGGAAUCAAUCAUGAAGAAGAAGAAGAAAAAUGGGUGAACCCUGUCGACCAGGCAGAAGAUCAAUCAGCCGCAAAAGGAGUCAGUGGUGUCAAACUCGAUCCUAUGACAGCCUCUCCAGAUCAACGACCUUCACGAAAAUUCAUGAAUUUACGAUCAUCAAAGACUUUUUUCUUCAAGGCACGCGACGUCCUAGUCAAGUACUGUGGAUUCAUUGGGCCUGGCUUCCUCAUCGCCGUUGCCUAUAUCGACCCAGGAAAUUAUGCCACUGACGUCGAAGCUGGUGCCGCCACACGCUACAAGCACCUGUUUAUUAUCUUGAUGUCCAACUUGUUUGCUAUUUUCUUGCAGUCCUUGUGCAUCAAAUUGGGCACCGUUACGGGGUUGAAUUUGGCUGAAAAUUGCCGAAAACAUCUACCAAAAUGGCUUACCAUUACUUUGUACAUCUUUGCCGAAUCCGCCAUCAUUGCUACGGAUAUCGCAGAGGUUGUUGGUUCAGCAAUUGCACUGAAUCUCUUGCUUCAUAUACCCCUCGUUGCUGGGUGUGCAAUCACUCUCGUCGAUGUCCUUGUUCUCUUACUCUUUUAUCGCCCUGAUGGCUCCAUGACUAAGUUGAGAUUGUUCGAAUACUUCGUUAUGGCCUUGGUGCUCGGCGUCGUGAUCUGCUUUUGCAUUCAACUAUCAUACAUUCAGGACGCCUCAGUCGGCGAAGUAUUCAAAGGUUAUCUUCCAUCCUCAGCCAUCAUCAAAGACAACGGGAUUUACUUGUCUUGCGGUAUCAUUGGUGCAACCGUGAUGCCACAUUCGAUAUUCUUAGGGUCAGGGAUCGUUCAGCCAAGGUUGAAGCACUUUGAUGUCCAGAAUGGUCAUUUGGCCGUCGAUAAUUCUGAUGACGAAGAGGCAAAGUACCUACCAUCGAUCUAUGCCAUUCGAGCCUGCAUGAAAUAUUCCAUUGUGGAAUUGGGCACCUCAUUGUUCACCUUCGCACUAUUCGUCAACUCAGCCAUCUUGAUUGUUUCCGGAGCCUCUCUCUACCCCAAAACAGAAGCAACCGAGGCAGAUCUUUUCGGUAUUCACGAUCUACUCUCCCAAAGUCUCUCCAAAGCAGCUGGCACGCUUUUCGCCCUUGCUCUACUCCUUUCGGGGACUUCCGCCGGUAUAGUCUGCACAAUGGCAGGACAGAUGGUUUCAGAGGGAAUGCUUAAUUGGACCGUGAAGCCAUGGAUAAGGAGAUUGAUCACCCGCUCUAUCAGCAUUGUUCCCAGCAUCAUCAUAGCUGGGGCAGUCGGCAAAAACGGCUUGAACAGGACACUUACGGCAACUCAGGUCGUCUUGAGCGUCAUCCUUCCUUUCGUGACGGCACCACUUGUGUAUUUCACAUGCCGCAGCAGUAUCAUGACCGUUCGGGUUGAUUUUCAGGGGAGGCGAGGUGAAGGAGAAGCCGUCAACAUGCGUAAUAGUUGGUUUACAACGGCGCUGGCGGUAGCCAUCUGGCUUGUCCUGGUGGUGAUGAACGUGGCAUUGUUGGUGUUGGUUGGUCUAGGCAAAGUGUGAUUGGAUGAACUUUUCGAUCAGGAUGAUUGGGUCUUUUAGACUGGAUGGCGAGGCUGGUCGGUUACCCAACAUAUACGUAGAAGGCAGAUAAUAGUCACACCCGGGGGAGGCAAGAUAGAUUAAGUAGUAGUUGCAGUUGGAGAUUUCGCACUUUCUUGAUUGGAUGCCAUUUGAGCUUAAUUGAGAGCGAAUUGGUUCAGUGGUUGGCUGAUGAGAAGAGUGGGUUGGUGGGUUGAGACGCGUGGAACUCAUGGCUUAAUGAAGCUGAACCUUGCAUGGGGAGGAACCCGAUUCGAUCAGAUCAUUCAAUAUGAGUUCUCCUGUAUGCCAAAGACGAACAGCCAUGCGGACGGCCCUGAGGCCACUCGGACACUACAGUACCAUUACUCGACGCAGAAUGAAUUCCAUCAAGCUAAAGGUCAAGCCGAGUGGGGGUAGCACUCAUGUGGUAAGGUUGGGCGGUGACGUGUGCGGUCUGAUACGACCCGCUGCGCCUCCUCACCGGCACCUCUUUUCAGCUCUAAAGAUGCCACUUCACUUCGAUCUUCAACUCCUCCCGCUUGAACUAUUUCUAACCAAAUUCUAGGCAGACCUGUUACCAUUCCCACUCAGUAUAUUCAUCAAGGCCGUUCCAUCAUGUCAGACCUGUUGAGCAAGCUGACCGAUCAGCUUUCAAACCAAAAGAACUCACAAGGCGGACAGCAAUCCUCAUCUUCCGGCAUCUUGCAUAAAAUUAAUGAUGCCGUGACCGGCCAGAAGCACCCCCAGGACUAUCAGACUCAGACAAAUACAAACUUUUCCGGUCCUGGAUUCGGUGGCAUGGGCGGUGGGGCGUAUCAGCAAGCUGGCCAUUCAGGUCAAAGUGGAAAUCCGAGCCAACAUGGCAAAAUGGGAGGUUAUGGCGGCGACGGUGCUGGCCAUCAGAAUUAUGGAGACCAAGGACAUGGGCAAAAUCAAGGAUACGGUGGUUAUGGACAAGAAGGGCACGGCGGUUACGGACAGGAAGGCCGC